Molecule: messenger RNA, 1095 nt
Organism: Fusarium coffeatum
Lineage: Eukaryota; Fungi; Ascomycota; Sordariomycetes; Hypocreales; Nectriaceae
Exons: 1
Coding region: 1-1095 (364 amino acids)
Source: RefSeq, a predicted model, not a curated record
AUGAAGCUACCGAAUACUAUAAGAUUUACCAUAGAGCUACCCAAGAUCCAAAAACUGGAGUCUCCGGACCAAUGGCUAGACUGGUUCGCUGCCGUGUGCAGCAUCGCCCAAGGCCUUGAGAUUUGGCACACUAUGGAUCCCAUAGAAAAGGAUCAGGACAAUUAUAAAGCAGUGCCCCCCAAGGUCGAAAGCUAUAACGCUUUGAGAACCCGAAUUCUCAAAGAAGCCCGCGAUGAAGAGCGUACUGCUCCUUCGGAGGAUGCUAUCAUCAUGCUGCAUAGCUCACUGUGUAAAGAGGCCGAAAUCGAGAUAGAGCUCUGCCGGGAGAGAUCCCAGAAGGAACAUGCCAUACGAAACCUUAUCAUGACAACAGUCUCUCUUGACAUCUACAAAGACGCGAUGCAUAAGGCCACCAAGUAUGACUAUGACUCCGAGGGCAGACGUACCAAGAAAAAGCUAAAGCAGACUCUGCGCCAGCUCCUGAAGGUACUGCAGGAGGUAAUGAUCGUGCCAGAAAAAGAAACAAAGAUGAACAUCAUGAAAGAAUACCACGAAUUGUAUGAUGAAGUUGGGCGCGACGGCCUCAGCUAUAAUCAAUUCUGUCUUAAAUGGGCCAACGUUAUGAGAAAGGUCCUUGACUGUAUGGCUCGUUUUGUUACAUCAUACGGUGACGACGAAGAGACUAUCAGGGAGGUGAGGCUCCUGGAAUACUGGGUGUUGCUGUCGCAUGGGUCUUCGAUAUAUAGUGACAGCACCGACUGGAAAGACACUGCUGUGUGUCUUUUGGAUAAUGGGAUAAUGUACCUUGAUCCUGUUAUGGCUCGAGUGGGUUUCAACACAUUAACUCAUGAUGAUGUGCGCUGGCGCAGGGAUGCUUCGGGGCUUUUUCUAUGUCCUUGCUUCAAGAAGAAACAUGCUUGGACGCCAGAGAAUUGCGGGAAUGUAAGAUGGGCUAUCACUGGGCGUCCAGUUAAAGGCAUCAAGAAACCAUCGGCUGGACAAGUCCAAGACAUGAGGGAGGCUAUACAAAAUCCUAAGUGGGGAGCAAUUCGAAGAUGGUAUGAGAAGCAAGGCCAUGAUUUUGAUCCGUAUUAG